Messenger RNA from Silurus meridionalis, 3604 nucleotides. RefSeq names its product 4-aminobutyrate aminotransferase (gene abat). NCBI's taxonomy places the organism in Eukaryota, Metazoa, Chordata, Actinopteri, Siluriformes, Siluridae. Gene Ontology annotation, molecular function: pyridoxal phosphate binding. Gene Ontology annotation, biological process: GABA catabolic process. The record is from RefSeq and is a predicted model, not a curated record. Gene Ontology annotation, cellular component: mitochondrion.
GUAAGCCCCGCCCCCCGGGUUCCGAGGCCAGUCUCCUAGCGACGUGUUGCAGUCUGAGUUCCUCUCAGCAGUCUUAGGUUUUUAUACCUUUAUUUUAUUUUUCCCUACGAAUUCAACUGGACAUUUUCCCCGGAGAUCUGAACGCUUCACGGUGUUUUGAAAGUCAGGUGCUCUGAGCCCCAAUCUCUCUCUCUCUCUCUCUCUCUCUCUCUACAUGGCACUCCUCAGCUGCCACGCAACACGCUCCGUUCAGACUCUGCGCCUCGUGGCUUCAGGCUCCAGAUACGUCAGUCAGACGGCUACGAAGGCAGUGUCUGAUUUUGAAUACGAUGCUCCGUCCAUGAAGACCCCCAUUCCAGGGCCCAGGUCUAAAGAGCUGACAAGACAGCUGGGAGAAAUUCAGAACGUGGGGGCCAUUAAUUUCUUCUGUAACUAUGAGGAGAGUCGGGGAAACUACCUGGUGGACGCUGAUGGCAACCGAAUGCUGGACCUGUACACUCAGAUCUCCUCUGUUCCUCUGGGUUAUAAUCAUCCUGCUCUGAUGAAAGCGCUCACCAAUCCCAACAAUCUGAGCGCAUUUGUUAACCGGCCAGCCCUCGGUAUUCUGCCACCUGAGAAUUUCCCAGAGAAGCUGACUGAAAGCCUGCUCACGAUUGCUCCUACUGGAAUGACACGGGUACAGAACAUGGCGUGCGGCUCCUGUUCCAACGAGAACGCCUUUAAGGCUAUGUUCAUCUGGUACAAAAACAAAGAGAGAGGCACCAGCAGUCCUUCUCCAGAGGAAACCAGCUCCUGUAUGAUUAACCAGAGUCCCGGAUGUCCGGAUCUGAGCGUUCUGUCUUUCAUGGGAGCGUUUCACGGGAGAACUCUGGGUUGCUUGGCCACGACACACUCCAAAAUCAUUCACAAACUGGACAUCCCGUCGUUCGACUGGCCCAUCGCACCCUUCCCCAUGAUGAAGUAUCCCCUGGAGGAGUUUGUUCGGGAGAACGCUCAAGAAGAGGCGCGCUGUCUCGAGGAGGUGGAAGAUCUGAUCGUGAAGUGGAGGCAGAAGGGCAAACCUGUGGCAGGUAUCGUCAUCGAGCCCAUCCAGGCGGAGGGAGGAGACAACCACGCAUCACCAGAUUUCUUCGUGAAGCUGCGUAACAUCGCUCGAAAGCAUGGAUGCGCCUUCCAUGUGGACGAGGUUCAGACAGGGGGCGGAGCAACUGGAAAGUUCUGGGCCCAUGAGCACUGGGGCACAGACGACCCUGCUGAUAUCGUAUCCUUCAGCAAGAAGAUGCUCACAGGAGGCUACUACCACAAAGACGAGCUGCAGCCCGAUAAGAGUUACAGAAUCUUUAACACAUGGAUGGGAGACCCGUCAAAGAAUCUGUUGCUCUCCGAGGUGCUGAACGUCAUCAGAAGAGAGAACCUUCUGGAGGAGGUGACUCGCUCUGGAAAGACUUUGCUGCAGGGACUUAAUGAACUGCAGUCUCGGUAUCCUCACCUCCUGAGUCGAGCCCGUGGUCUGGGAACCUUCUGCGCAGUCGAUGCCCGUGAUGACGACCGGGACAAACUUUUGCUCAAAAUCAGGGACAAGGGUGUCCUCCUGGGCGGCUGCGGCGAAAAAUCCAUCCGUCUCCGUCCCGCCCUUGUCUUCAAAGAGCACCACGCUCAUCAGUUCCUCAACAUCUUUAACGACGUGCUCUCCGAGUACAAAUAAAGAGUCGUGGAGCUCCGAGAAGCCGAGGGGAAACAAGCACAAAGGGUCCAGACUCCCAUAAAGGGUGGUUCCUCCUCCUCCUUCUCCUCUUCAGUCUCUUACUCACCUUUUUUUUUUUUUCUUAACCUCCUCCAACACUUUGUAAUUAUUUGUUUAAUUCGGGUCACUUUAUUUCUCACUGUAACGAGCACAAUGGGAGUAUUGCGGUGGAUCAGCACACACUUACAAAAACAUGCCUUUGUUUAGCGACAGGUCGUCAGCGCUAAAGGAGUAAAUCACAGCGGUAAGUCAAAAUCUUGUUUAAAGGGGCAGUUUGUACUUUUGGAAACGUGUUUUCUGCACCGGAAAAAUGUAAAUAUAUCCGAAAUUAUAUUAUUAGAAUUAUACCGAGACUAAAACGACAAACUUCACCUUUAAACGAUGUCUGGUUUACUCGAGAGUCAGACGCAAGCACAUCUUUAACCUGUAAAACCAGGACGAGCUCGUAAGAUUCUAAACCUCUCUCCUACCUCUGGAAAGGGUAAGAAGCCCUCAAAGGAAAAUCUCUGUAUUAUUAGAUUUCAGUAACAGGGCAGUGCAGGAGAGUCACUGUGAUCAUUGUGUGUGCAUCAUUUCCUCGUAUUUAUUUAUUUUUUUGGUCAGCUACCGAUGGACUUUAUGAGGAAGUCUGAUUCUCUUCCCCACAGGAAGCUCGCAUGUCACACACCGAGCGUUUAAACAACCGAACCUCCAUCAUAGGUAUAUUUUACGCCCAGAUGAACGAGUGCAUUGUCUUUUUCUCUCAGUAGGGUCUCUGUAGUAGGACUUGGGUUUAUAUCUUUGCUCCUGUAGUGUUCUCUAUAGAAUGUGGGAUGGAACCCGUAACGUUGUUCUGCAUUUUGAUUGGGACGCUAACGUUAAAGGAACGCACCAAGCGCGAUUUUCCACUAAAAGCCUUUAUAUGUGAGAGUCAGGCAUUUUCUCUAGACGGCAUCUGGUACAGUGUGGUUCAGGGUUCAUCAUCGGAGCGGUGAUAUUAAUUUGACUAUUCAAAAUAGGUAUUUAGCACAACGUUAAUACAUUUUUAUGUAUGUUCUAGGUGAGAGAUAUGAAAGACAGAUGUGGUCUGAUUUAGUCCCCCGUUGUUCAUGAGUAAUUAUUACUGUUACUGCUUGAUUGUUUAUGUUGAAAGUCCAGGGCUAAAAAAAAGGUUCCUGUAGGUUGAGGACCAGAAUCACCAACAGCACACUAUUUCUCAGCAGGUGUACCUUUUAUCAUUUUUAAACGUACAAUCCGUGUCUUAGGAUCAACGUAUAGCUAGAAAUCCGGCUCGUUGUUCUGCUGCGAUUUGGUGUCUACGCUUCUCGAUCGCUUGUUUUGGGGAUUUGGAGAAUAAAGUAAGUGCAGGUCUAGACAACAGAACACCCUUUAUGCGUCCUCCUUUUCCAUCCAGGUAUGAUUUAGAUUUACACACCUCAUAUAUAUAUAUAAAAAUACUUCAGUCACUAAACGUGCAUCAGUGAGACACUAAUGUCUAAACCUAACCUUCAUGAAGUGUCCAACCUUUUUUAGCUCGAUGUCUAAUUCUGUACAGUGUCCCGUUCGUCCACGUCAAGUAUAUAAAGGUAGUUUUUAUUCCUUAUGUUGAUAGAGCAGACAGACGGAAUGUACAGAGGGAGAAAACGCUCAAAGCUGCUCAGUUAAAGAAAUCCCGAGAUAUGUGACGACUCUGUACGUCUGGUUUUAUUAUUUUUGGCCAAGUCAGUAUUGUUCUUAAUAUAGAAUUAUCUGUAAACCACUAAACAUAUUGCCAUGUUUGUUUACACUACAGUGUGAAAUAGAUCUUACAAUGUAAUUAUUCCCUGUUUAAAUAUUGUCUUAAAAAUAUAAAUGUACUCAGAAAUAAAUGACAUUUUUGGA